Messenger RNA from Acanthopagrus latus (yellowfin seabream), 3387 nucleotides. RefSeq names its product aminopeptidase N-like. NCBI's taxonomy places the organism in Eukaryota, Metazoa, Chordata, Actinopteri, Spariformes, Sparidae. Gene Ontology annotation, cellular component: cytoplasm. Gene Ontology annotation, biological process: peptide catabolic process; proteolysis. The record is from RefSeq and is a predicted model, not a curated record. Bases 36 to 2909 code for a protein of 957 amino acids. Gene Ontology annotation, molecular function: metalloaminopeptidase activity; peptide binding; zinc ion binding. The transcript is spliced from 21 exons.
UGUUGCAUGCUGUGUUUAAGUGUGGGAAAGACAACAUGGGGAAAGGUUUCUACAUCAGUAAAAGUGUUGGGGUGGUGGCUAUCAUCCUGGGUGCAGGCGCCCUGGCUACUAUCAUAGCUCUGUCUGUUGUUUACUCUCAGGAAAAGGCUAAAAAUAAUGAUAAUGUAUUGCCAACAGAUGGAGGAUCGACCAAGCCCCCUGUCACGACACCUGCCCCGUCCAACAAUCCUUGGGACAGGUAUCGACUACCCAAGAGCCUGGUGCCGGAAAUCUACCAUGUCACUCUGUGGCCAAGACUGACUCCAGAUCCAGAAACUAAACUCUACAUCUUUUCUGGUAAUUCCACUGUGGAGUUUAAGUGUGUUGAGGAGACUGACCUGAUUCUUAUCCACUCCAAUAAACUGAACUACACCACACUUGAGAAUAACCAUUUGGCGAGGCUGACCUCAGUUAAUGGAGACAAAGCCCCCUCCAUCACGAAAUCCUGGCUCCAACCUGUGACUCAGUACCUGGUCCUACAGCUGGAUGGUAAACUGACAAAAGACCAGCACUACCAGCUCUUUACUGAAUUUACUGGAGAGCUGGCUGAUGACCUGGGAGGCUUCUACAGGAGCGAAUACUGGGAGAAUGGAGAGCUAAAGGUUGUUGCUACCACUCAGAUGCAGCCAACAGAUGCAAGAAAGGCUUUCCCCUGUUUUGAUGAACCAGCUAUGAAAGCCAUAUUUCACAUAACUCUGAUCCACGAUGCUGGAACUGUGGCCCUGUCCAAUGGUGCAGAAAUAGAAUCAAUGAGCACUGGUCAUGGUCUGCAGACGACAGUUUUUGAGCCAACUCCGAAAAUGUCGACCUAUCUGUUGGCUUUCAUUGUCAGUGACUUUGGAUACAUCAAUAACACCAUUGAUGACGUUUCGGUCCGGAUCUUCGCCCGAAAGCCUGCCAUUGCUGCUGGGCAAGGAGAUUAUGCCCUGAAAAUAACUGGACCCAUUCUCAAGUUCUUUGAGAAGUAUUACAGUUCCAAGUACCCUCUGCCCAAGUCUGAUCAGAUAGCUCUACCAGACUUUAAUGCUGGAGCCAUGGAGAACUGGGGUCUGAUCACUUACAGAGAGACAGCACUGCUCUAUGAUGAAGAGUUCUCCUCCAACUCCAACAAGCAGAGGAUUGCCACCAUCAUUGCUCAUGAACUGGCUCACAUGUGGUUUGGUAAUCUGGUGACCCUGAGGUGGUGGAAUGACUUGUGGCUAAAUGAAGGCUUUGCAUCCUACGUUGAGUACCUUGGAGCAGAUGAAGCUGAACCUGAAUGGAAUGUGAAAGACCUCAUCGUGCUUAGUGAUGUCCACAGGGUAUUUGCCAUCGAUGCCCUGGUCUCAUCUCAUCCUCUGUCCUCGAAGGAAGAGGACAUUCAGAAACCAGCACAGAUCAGUGAGCUGUUUGAUGCUAUCUCUUACAGCAAGGGAGCAUCUGUUCUGAGGAUGUUGUCAGAUUUCCUAACUGAAGAAGUCUUCACACUGGGACUACAGACCUACCUGGAAGAAUUUGCCUUUAAGAACACAGUCUACACAGACCUAUGGAAUCAUCUGCAAAUGGCUGUAACUGCUAAUGGAACCAAACUUCCUGACACUGUCCAUAACAUCAUGAACACCUGGGUGCUGCAGAUGGGCUUUCCUGUGGUCACCAUAAACACCACCUCUGGAGUUGCAUCCCAGGAACACUUUCUCUUGGAUCCAGAAUCUGAAGUUACCACUCCAUCUCUCUUCAACUAUCAAUGGAUUGUUCCAAUCAAGUGGAUGAAGACUGGAAUAAUCCAGACACCAGAAUGGCUAACAGAAAAAUCAGCAACAUUCGGGAAGAUGAAAGUAUCAGGUGAUGACUGGGUACUGGCCAACCUCAACGUGGUUGGUUACUAUAGAGUCAACUAUGAUAUGGUCAACUGGGGGAAACUCCUAACUGCUCUAAGCACCAAUCAUGAGGCUAUUUCAGUGAUCAACAGAGCUCAGCUGGUGGAUGAUGCCUUCAACCUUGCCAGGGCAAAGAUCAUUCCUACAGUGCUGGCCCUAAACACCACCAAGUACCUGAGCAAGGAGAGAGAAUAUAUGCCCUGGGAGUCGGCUGUAGGAAACCUGGACUUCUUCUACCUCAUGUUUGACCGCAGCGAGGUUUAUGGUCCUAUGCAGGAUUAUCUAAGGAAACAGGUCACCCCUCUCUUUCUAUACUACAAAAAUAUGACUGACAACUGGACGAAGGUACCUAAUGGACACAUGGACCAGUAUAAUCAGGUGAAUGCUAUCAGCCUGGCUUGCAGAACAGGCCUUUUGGAAUGCCAGAAUCUGGCCAUGGGAUGGUUCAAGCAAUGGAUGGACACUGGGAACAACACGAUCCACCCCAACCUGCGUUCCACUGUGUACUGUAACAGCAUCGCAGCAGGAGGUGCUGCAGAGUGGGAGUUUGCUUGGUCAGAGUUUAAGAACGCCACCAUUGCAAUUGAAGCUGACAAACUCCGCUAUGCCCUUGCCUGCACGAAACAACCCUGGUUGCUAAACAGGUACCUGGAGUACACUCUGAUGCCAGACAUGAUCAGGAAGCAGGAUGCUACCUCCACCAUUGUCUACAUUGCCAACAAUGUGAUUGGCCAGUCUCUGGCUUGGGACUUUGUCAGGGCUCGAUGGUCAUACAUUUUCUCUGAGUAUGGUGGUGGAUCAUUCUCCUUCUCCAACCUCAUUAACGGAGUCACUGAGCGAUUUUCAACUGAAUUCGAGAUUCAACAGCUACGGCAGUUCAAGGAGGAUAACGCUGAGGUUGGGUUCGGCUCUGGAACCCUGGCAGUGGAUCAGUCAAUUGAAAGAACCAUUGCUAACAUGAAAUGGAUAGCAGAGAACAAGGACACUGUUCUGGCAUGGUUUGAUGACCAAUGACCAAUAAGGCCUGGUACUAGCUCUACAUGUAGUUGUACUUCAUCAGAUUUAAACAUAUAAUUUUUUCACAAUGAUUAUUCAUAGAGGAAGAUUUCACAUGACUUUAAUUGAAAUCUACACAAGCUCCUGUAAGGGGUAGUGUGUAAUGUCCCAACAAAAGGAUUUCAUCAUCUUUAGAAUAAACCAGGUUCACCUGUUGAGCCUAUCUUGUGCCUCAGUUUGGUUGAAUUUAAACUGGAAAAAAAGAGAAUUACAGUGUACUUGGAUCCUUAAAGAAGUGCCAAUUACAAAGUGAAAGGUGAUACUUCAUAGUAGACCAAGGGGACAUUUUAAUCGCAGUUGUGACUGAGUGUUUUCUCAUAAAGCAUGAAAAAUAAUUUAGUGAUGUUGCAGUCACGAAAUGACUUCUGUUAUUUUGUAUAUAUAUAUAUAUAUAUAUUUGUCAAUUUGGGUAAAAUAUAGCUCAUGAUUAAACAUG